This is a messenger RNA of Cyprinodon variegatus (sheepshead minnow), 1916 nucleotides long. RefSeq names its product WBP2 N-terminal like (gene wbp2nl). The transcript is spliced from 8 exons. Gene Ontology annotation, cellular component: nucleus. Gene Ontology annotation, molecular function: chromatin DNA binding; transcription coactivator activity. NCBI's taxonomy places the organism in Eukaryota, Metazoa, Chordata, Actinopteri, Cyprinodontiformes, Cyprinodontidae. The record is from RefSeq and is a predicted model, not a curated record. Gene Ontology annotation, biological process: positive regulation of DNA-templated transcription. Bases 97 to 942 code for a protein of 281 amino acids.
CGUAAGACUGCGUCAUUCGUGGACCAUCCCUCCGUGACGGUACCAGGCUUUAGGAUAACCACAGGCAACAGGAGAAGUUCCACACAGCUCCUGAACAUGGCUCUAAAUCGGAAUCAUUCUCAAAACGGAGGAGUUUUGAUAAACAACGGAGAAACUGUCUUAAGGCAAUGUAAGAAUGUGGAGCUAUCAUUCAGUGAUGUCGCCUGCAAGACUGAUCUGCUGAAGGGGACCAAGAAAGGCACCAUUUAUCUAACACCAUACAGGUUGGUGUUCGUGUCCAGUAACAACAAGGACUGCUUAGGCUCAGCCAUGUUCCCCUAUUAUCUGAUGAAGGGCUGCAGCAUUGAGCAGCCAGUGUUUGGAGCCAACUACAUUAAAGGCACCGUGACGGCUGAGGCAGGCGGUGGCUGGGAAGGUCAGGCUCAUUUCAAGAUGUCGUUUCCCAGCGGAGGAGCCAUUGAGGUGGGACAGCAUCUUUUCAAACUGGCGACAAAUGCAUCUCGUGCUGCUCCGCCCCAGAACGGCGCUCCUGCUUAUGGUUACCCUUCACCUGGAAUGGUGAAUGGGUAUGGUCCACCUCCAUUUGCUCCUAACGGCUAUCCUUACCCACCCCCGCCCCAGCAGAAUGGAUUCUACCAAGGUCCUCCUCCUACUGCUCCUGGGAAUAUGGGCUACCCUUAUCCAACUGCGGCAGCAGGAAUGUACCCGUCUGGAUUAGACUACAUGGCUCCACCCCCACCUUACCCUGGGCCACCCCAGAACUAUGCUCCCUCUCCUCAGAACUGGAGCGCUCCCCCACCUCCUGCAGGUAACUCAAAGGCGGCUGAAGCAGCAGGCAAUGCUUAUUAUAAUCCCAGCAAUCCCCACAGUGUCUACAUGCCUGCGGAGCGGCCUCCACCGUACGCACCUUAUCCCAACUCCCCCGACAAGAAGAAAGACUGAGACUCCGACCAUCACCUCUGUGGCAUUCCUCUUGCUUCCUACCUGAUCCAAAUUAGAUUCCGAAGCGAUCAAUGUUGAUGGAAAACUGCUUGGUUGAUUUACAAAGUGAAGGAUAUUGGCACAGAGCUCAAAGAUGUCAGUAAUUCUUUUAACAUACAAUGAGUGAUAUUUUUGGAACAUCAGUCAGUUAAAAUGCAAAAGUGUCUUCAAACCUAUGAUAAUAAAUCUUACACUCUCAGCAAGGAAAACUACUAUUUUCUGAUUGUCUAACACCAAAGCAGUCCUGUUUUUGUAAAAUCCGAAGCAGUAUAAACACAUAAAAAUUCCUGGGGAAAACAUUCUCCAUCUGAACACCAUUUUCUCAGCAUCUUAGUAAACACUGCGUGCGAAUUAUUAUUUUUAUGUUUGUUUUUGUGUGUAUAAAUAUAAAGCAAAUAUCCGCAAUUUUUCUUCAACUAGCAGGAGUGUUUCCUGGCGCUCAUUAACUUUAGAUUUUAAAUAGCUUGAUUAAUUUGAUGCUCUUUUUCCUAUAACUAAAUAUUUCUCUAACAUGGUUAAAGUUAAAAAUAAGAAGUGCAAUGUUUGGGGUUAAAGAGAAAAGUCAGAUUUCAUAUGAUAUGAUGCGUUUAUGUGCAAUCUGUGAUUUUCGAUGCAAAGAUGAGCUGUGACCAGAACUCCACUCCUUCAGUAAUUAACUAGUCUGAGCUGAUAGAACCACAGUGAGUUAUUCAGACUUAUUACUGACAUUGAUUUUUCAGAAUGCGAAGCGUUUGUUGCAUAUUGAGAGUGGAGGAUGUAUCUCAAUUAGCGUGCAGCAGUUGCAGUUUUAUGGAUUAUUUGCACACAAACAUCUUGAGUAGAUACUUUACCUUAUUUAAUCAAAUGUCUGUAUUUUAAUACCUUUUUUGGAGUUCUUCCUUUUUCUGCAGAAUUUUGUUUCAGUUUAAAAUCUAAUAAAGAAGUCACUUAUUAAA